Molecule: messenger RNA, 3281 nt
Organism: Nylanderia fulva
Lineage: Eukaryota; Metazoa; Arthropoda; Insecta; Hymenoptera; Formicidae
Gene: bsf
Product: bicoid stability factor
Biological process (GO): regulation of mitochondrial translation
Cellular component (GO): mitochondrion; nucleus
Molecular function (GO): protein binding; mRNA 3'-UTR binding
Source: RefSeq, a predicted model, not a curated record
ACACUGCGCAUGCGCCGCUCUCGUACGUCGCACUUAACCACAAAUUCGACGCCGAACCGGCGGAUCGUAUCCGCGUGUUUGGCUCAACGAUGAUCGAAACUGACAAGAUGCUGCAUCUGACAAGAUACGUGACGCUUCUUAGAACUGGUACGAAGUCGCGGAUUGCCCGCUCGCAUCUGCCUGCGACGUCUUCGUCGUCGUCGCGCAAAAUAUCGAAUCACGCGACACAUCAAGGUUAUGUUUCCCGGUACGUGCAUCACGGCCUGUCGCAGCUGCGACCCUGCGAGAAUUACGCGAUAUGUGUCAGGAUGUUAGGCACGACGGUCCCGCAAUCGUCGAUCGACGACAUCGAUCACAAAUUGAUAUCGUUGUGCGAUGACAUUAAGAAGGGCCGAGUGUCGGGGGACAGUUUGAAGAAGGUUGUUAGAUUAUGCGACGAGAGCGGCUAUCAGUUACCUCAUGAUACCGGUGUGCUGCUACUCAAGUGCUGUGGCAGUCUAUCGUCCGACCUGGAGACGACCGAGAGGCAAUACUUAGUGGAUCAGGUAUGGCAUCUUGCGAAAAAAACCAAAAAAGAACUGUCGUUGGAGUAUUAUAAUACUUUGCUGAAUGUUCAUACGGAGAAUUCGAGUUCUGUGGAUCCUAAGAAGUUCUUGGCAGAGAUGAGCGUGGAGCCAGAUGAGACUACCUAUCAUUUGCUACUCAAUGCAGUCGCAAAGAUGGGCAACACCAAUCAUCUGCAGGAUAUCAUGUCUAUGAUAAAAGAGAAGAACGUCACCAUCAAUGAGGAUGCAUUCAAUGCUUUGGUGCAUAUCUAUGCGACCAAUGGCAAUAUUGCUCAAGCAGAACACAUGAUGACACUCAUGCGGGAUGUGAAACUAUCUAUGGACAAAGCGUAUACAGAGCUGGCGUGUGGAUAUGCGAAACUCGGUGAUAUUCCAAAUCUGGUUAAAAUAUUGAACGACGAACCACAGAGCGACAUGAAUGUUCUGAGAUUGAUCAAGGUUCUGAGUCUGUCCGAUAACGGCAGACACAUUCCCGUUGUCUUGAACUUUCUAAAGGCUUCUGUGCCAACUAUCGAGUCGCAGAUCAGUAAGACGAUAAUAGAAUUGAUUCGCGUCGAUCGAGCUAUGGAUGCUCAUACGAUUAUAAAUUGUUACGCGAGGAAUGAUACGACAAAGGAUGUUGCGAAAAGCUUUGUAAAUAAGUUCUUGAACGAAUUAGUCAUGUUAAAUGCAUCGGUCGACGACAUCACGAGAUAUGCGACCGAUUUCGUGGAUUCUGGAUGCGAACCGCUGGCGUUGACCAAUGUAGUGGAAUCUGGCUUGAAGCUAGGCAGAGAAAAUUUGUGCCUCGCGAUAUUCGCAGCGAUGAGAGAAAAGAAUAUAGAGGUACGACCACAUUAUUAUUGGCCUUUAUUAGCACAAGCACAUUAUAAUCAGGGGGAAGCAAAGAUAUUCUCUCUAAUAAAGCACAUGAUAGAUACAGGAGUAGGAUUUGACCAUGAUACGCUGCUCAAUCAUGUGUAUCCAUAUAUAAAUACCGCAAAUGUAAAUAUUUCUCUGCAAAAAUUAUUAAUUAAUGGCGUACCUGGCUCUAUUGUGUGUACGUCCCUGAUAUCCUUUCUACUGUCUCACAAUCGGAUGGAAGAUAUAAAAUUAUUGUGCUCAUCCAGUAAGCUAUACAGAAUACAUUACAGAGAACUGAUGAAACCUCUAGUGCGUGCUUACAUGGCCACAAAGGAUAUCCAGACCUGUGUAUUUUUAUUAACAAUAUUUCCAUACAAUCAAAAUUUCGUCCCUUUAUUCUUGAGGACGUUAUUGAACGAUAAACGUUUUACCAUGCAGACUUUGCAAUCUUUCUUGGAAGAAUUUAAUAAACACGGAAUCAAAAUAUCGCAACGAGAUGCAACUAUUCUCAAGAACAGAUUGUUGAACGAAAAUUUUAAUAUUGGAGAAGAUGUAUACAUAUUGAAGCAAAUAGACAGUCUAGUGGAUACUCAUCUGAUGGAAUCGGUGCUCUCGACAAUGACCCAUCCGAAGUAUAUGAAUACUUCGGAAUUAGCUUGUUAUCUGAUAGAGAUGAAGAGCAAAAAUCGCGGAACCAGAACCAUUCUACGCCGGUUGAUGGAGGCGUAUUGUAGCGAGAACAACUUGAAGAAAGCCGAGGAAAUAAAACAAGAGAUUGACGCAUGCCAAUACGAGUGGACGCCCGGCAUGAAAAUGUUUCUGUUCGAGCUAUACGUCAAACAAAACAAAAUGAAGGAGGCUGAGAUAUUACUAUCUGAUCUGCAGGCCAACUCUAGGAAGUUUCUGAUAGAUAACAACAAAAUUGUGAUGUUCGCCACCGCGUUGGUGAAUGCGAAUCAACAUACGAAAGCCUUUAAAAUUAUCAAUAGGAUCAAUAAUGUUAAUACAUAUACAGACGCGCAGAAGUCCUGUUACCUACUUUUACAAACGUUAGCACAUAGUCAGUAUUAUUCUAACACGAAAGAUAUGUUGCAGCUGCUCCUCGAGAAGGGAUACUGUACUAUAACUACCGAGCUGUUGAGGCCACUGGUAGCGAUACCAUUAGAGCGCAAGGACAUCGCGACUGCUAUAGACAUAUUUGCCACAUGCGCCAAAAAGCACAACAAAACACCAUUAGCAAUGGAAUUGUUGGUGGCAUUGUUGCAGCUGAAAGACAGAUCAAAAAUGCAUAACGCGGACAUGUAUAUAAAAAUGAUAUACGAUAUAUUGUGUAAUAUACGCAACAUAGAUGUUGCAAACACAACGCUAAUGUUAGCGUUGGCUACAUUAGACAAGACGAAGGAAAUGCAAAAUUUAUUGCAGAAGCAACUAUUUUCUAUGAAUAACCUUUUGUCUUAUUACAAUUAUGCACGAAGAAACAAUAAUGUAGAUAACUUAUUGAAGAUCUUCAAAGCAAUUCCAGACUCAAGUAAGAUAGACCAGACUAUCUUAAGUGAAAUGAUCCUUUCUAUUUACAAUAAAACAGGAAAUUGCAAUGACGCAAUAGCGUUUUGGAAACUAAUGUGUGAAAAGGAUAUUGAGCCCAGUGAAAAAUUCAAGAAAAACUUUAUUCAGUUUCUACAGGCAAAUAAAGUUCCACUUCCUCCAGAGUUUGAACAGGAUAAGAAUAAAAUAAACGUUAGUAAUCUUUAAAUUAGAACUAAUACAUGUGAAAUAACGAUAAUCCAAAGAUAAAUAAAACAUAAUAAGAAAGGUGGACGAUAGGAAUUCUUAAAUAACAAUAUCACAAUAAAAAGUACAAUGACAAGGUAA